Molecule: messenger RNA, 1113 nt
Organism: Clupea harengus (Atlantic herring)
Lineage: Eukaryota; Metazoa; Chordata; Actinopteri; Clupeiformes; Clupeidae
Source: RefSeq, a predicted model, not a curated record
GGUGGGUGAAAGUUAGACAGAAGGGGGGAGUGUCCAGAGUAGUGUGGGACACACACACCCACCCACCCACACACACACACAUAAACACAUAGACAGUGACCAGUGGAGAAGCAGCACAGGCUGUGUGGGAGUGAGAUGGAGAGUGUGUGUGUUUGAGAGUGGAAGUGUGUGGGAAGGCAAUGAGCCCACAGCUCCAUCUCAGCACGUACUCGGAGGAGUUCAGCCCCACCGGCCGCUGGAGAGCCUCUCAGCCCAGCCGACCCAGACCCUCCUCCGCUCACCGCCGGAACAACCCGCACCCUCGACCGGACUUCCUGUUUCCCCGGAAACUACAAACUGGAUGGGGGACUCGACCUCCUCAGCAGGUGAUGGUGCCACUGACACUAAUGAGCCCGUUGGCACAGGUGGCACAGGUGGCACCUCUUUUCCCCCCUGUCAGGCACAUCUCAGUGCAGUGCCCAGAGGAAAUGCCUGCACACCCACAGGCCAAGCAGAAGGCAGCAGAGAAAGAGGCGCCACUGAAAGUCACCUUGCACUCCCCUAAAGUGUGUGUGCUGCCCCCUGCUGACUGGCUGAGUAAAGUACAGUUCGUAGACACCCCUGUCAGGGAGAAACAACCUCCAACUUCCCUUCAGAGGAAGCAGGGGAGAUUCUCAGGAAAGGAUGCCCAGAGACGGGGGCAGGUAAUUGACUCCCACAUCACCUCCGCACUGCAGACCGUUAGACCCCCCGCCCACCUCAGCCGAUCCAACUCCAAGGCCACCUCAGACUCCAGUGGAGGACACAGCUGUUUUCAUGUGGUGAAACCAUUCAAGGCCGGUUUCUACAUCAUUCACCCUGAGUUUGUGUCGGAGUAUCAGCGUUGAGCCUGUCCCGGGUGUUGGCCUACUGGUUUGAUGAACUGUGCUGGGAAGUUACCUCAGGAUCUCAGAAAUGGAAUAGGUUUCAAUGGAUUUUUUUUGUAAAAUGUAUUCAUUCUAAAAAAAGAAAAAUGAAUCAUACGAAUUUGAAAUAGGUAAACGUUGCCUUGUGAUUUUUAUGUGUGUUUUGUCUGAGUCUGUUUUGAUUUUCCCGUUGAAAUAAACACAGUUGCUGUGACGCACACACCUUCAA